AUGGACGGCUUUUACGACAAAAACAGAUGGUGCGUUGUCUGUCAUCGACCCAACCACGAUGGCCUCCCCCGAUGCGAGGCGUCUCCGCCACCGAUUGUCUUCGACAUCGGCCACGAAGCUCACCUCGCGGCAUCGCCAGAUUCCAUCAGACUGGCGCCACCUCUAGAUAUCGACUUCGAUCGCCCUCCCAGCAUCAAGACCCUGUACGACAGCCUGUGCCGCCUCGCCAGCCACCUGUCUACAUACGAAGAACACAUCAAGCACCGCGACGACCUCAUGGUCCAGCAGUACAACAUGGUCGUGGAAUGGGAGACCAACCCUGGCGAUUCGUCAGAACUUCUCUUGCCGCAAGAUCGCGCCCGCACAGACAAAUAUGCGAGAAUCCUAAACCUCAAGGGUUGGGUUGAGACGAUCUACAAGGAUGUCGUGUAUGAUCCCAUGUGCAGACAUAUCCGAAGCCUGCCCGUACUGGCCACCGAGAACCCGAAUGUGUCGAAGGAAUACGUCUCAAGAGUGCUCAUAGCAGGUUAUGACCCUCCCAAGCCCAAAAACGUCGUCCAGCGUUGUCAUGAACUGCUCAACUACGACUUCCGUAUGGCCGAGAUCAACCAGCCUCUGAUGGACAAAGUGGAGGCGUUGUGUAACGACAACCCCCGGAUGGACGAAGCGCAAGAGUUGUACAACGAUAACGUUGCUCGAAUCUUCGGCUUGCUAGAGAAAUUUAGGCUGAUGGAGAACGAUGAGAGCUGGGACUCGUUUGAGCGAUUCGAGUGGCCGGAUCUGCGAUACUUGACGACUUGGAUGCGUUACCCAGAUGGAGAUCAACUUCGAGGAUUGCAAAACGGCGGAUUCUAG
Messenger RNA from Cyphellophora attinorum, 855 nucleotides. RefSeq lists its product as uncharacterized. The record is from RefSeq and is a predicted model, not a curated record. The transcript has a single exon. The coding region runs from base 1 to 855 and encodes 284 amino acids. NCBI's taxonomy places the organism in Eukaryota, Fungi, Ascomycota, Eurotiomycetes, Chaetothyriales, Cyphellophoraceae.